UCGGAUCGUCGCGCAGAAUAGACGCACAUUGCACAUCGUCCCGCGUACGGGUGUUACAAACUUCCUCCCAAGAAUAACGAGAACCGUUCUCCCACAAAUGUGAAGCAAGUUCUUUCACUGCGGUGGACGUGUGUGUAAAGUGGAGCGAAGCAACGGCAAACAGCGAACCGUAGCCGAAGUGAAGAGAAAAAAAAGCGCCGCAGCAGAUACCAAGAAUCGACGAAUGGUGUGUGUGGUGGCAAAGGCGAAGAACAACAUGAAAAUUAUAACAACCUCUGGCUCUGGCUCCAACGGAGUCGUGUGAAAUGAACUGAAUAAUAAAGGCUGAAGAGUGUACGAAGAAAUAUUAAUGUCUCAAAUGAAGAGCGAUCGAAGAAAAAAAGAGGCAGUGCAUAUAUUCGACGGGAAAAUGAAAUAACAGUGCGGCGGUAGUUUGGUGAAAUAUUUGAAAAUCGUGCUCAUUUUCAUUGGCCAAGAUUUUUCUGUGUUCCGUCGUUUCGGUUCCGUUUCCGAGUUCUGCCGCUUGAUUUUGUAACGAGAAGAGAAAAAAAAAAUCGAUAACACAACAACCGGAGCACGGUCGGUGGCAGCAGCAGCCCCCGUGUUGAAGCAAAGCAGCAGCAAGAAGAACAAAGUUCAAAAUGUUUAAUUUAUGAUAUUGUGGCAACGUAGUUUAUAGAGCGCAUAACGUGGUAAAAUCGGUUAACCGUAGGCGAAUAGUUGAAGAGCCUCCCGUGGUUGUGUCCCUCUGGACGGUGGGAAGAUGGAAUGCUUCAGGACUUUGGCAGCAGUGCUCGCGCUGCUAAUGUCGUUGUCGGCAGCGUUUGGGUCCCAGUGCAGCUGGGAAUAUGAGAAAUCGAGUGUGACCUGCCGGCUGCGGACGCUCGAGCGCACCGGAUUGGACCUGCAGGGCGCCGAAGGAACCACUCGGCUCGAUAUUCAGUGCAGUGAAUUAAUUCUGUUCGAAAGUCAAUUAUCGCCGAACUCGUUUAUGAGACUGUCGAGCCUAAGUGAACUGAAAAUCGACUCCUGCAAGUUGUUGCAACUUCCCGAGGGGGCAUUCGAAGGGAUGCUGUCCCUGAAGAAAUUAAGUGUAAAUACCAGAAACUAUGAGUGGGGUGCUGGUAAAGUGCUGGAACUGCAGGCCACUUCCUUGAAGGGACUGAAAGAACUGCAAAAUUUGGACUUGAGUGAUAAUAAUAUCCGUGCGCUUCCGGACGGUUUCUUGUGCCCGUUGACUAAUUUAAAAGUGCUGAACUUGACGAACAAUCGAAUUCGGUCGACUGAGAGUUUGGGGCUGUCGGGAAAAACCUGUGGUGGUGGAUCGGAAAUCCAAACGUUGAACCUGAGUUACAAUGAAAUAAUGCGGAUCCCGGAAAACUGGGGUGUAUCCAGAUUGCGACGUCUGCAGCAUCUCAACUUGGAGUACAACAAUAUUAGUGAACUGCACGGGGAGGCUCUGGCCGGUUUGAGCUCGCUGCGGACACUGAAUUUGAGCUACAAUCAUCUGGAAACGCUACCAGCUGGACUUUUGGCAGGAUCCAGAGAGCUCCGAGAAAUCCACCUGCAAGGCAAUCAGCUCUACGAGCUACCCCGUGCUUUGUUCCACCGUUUGGAGCAGCUUCUGGUUCUAGACCUGUCGCGAAACCAACUUUCGUCGCAUCACGUCGACAAUGGAACCUUCUCCGGAUUGAUUCGCCUGGUGGUACUAAAUCUGGCCCACAAUGCGCUCACUCGCAUCGACUCCAAAACAUUCAAAGAACUGUACUUCCUGCAAAUCCUAGACCUCCGCAACAACUCAAUCGGCUACAUCGAGGACAAUGCGUUCCUUCCUCUGUACAACUUGCACACACUCAAUUUGGCCGAAAAUCGAUUGCACACCCUCGACGAUCGGCUCUUCAAUGGAUUGUACGUGCUUUCGAAGCUCACCCUAAACAACAAUCUCAUCAACAUAGUGGAGCGCAAUGUGUUCAAGAACUGUUCCGAUUUGAAAGAGCUGGACCUAAGCUCCAAUCAGCUCACAGAGGUCCCGCACGCCAUUCGCGACUUAUCCGUGCUGCGUGCGCUGGAUUUGGGCGAAAAUCAAAUCAACUACAUUGAGAACGGAACGUUCGCCAACCUCAACCAGCUCACCGGGCUCCGCAUGAUCGAUAAUCAGAUUGAAAACAUUACCAUCGGCAUGUUCACUGAUUUGCCCCGGCUCAGCGUGCUGAAUCUGGCGAAAAAUCGUGUGCAGAACAUUGAGCGUGGCUCGUUUGAUAAAAAUCUGGACAUCGAAGCGAUACGGCUGGACGGCAAUUUUCUGACCGACAUUAAUGGAAUUUUCGCAACGCUUUCAUCGUUGCUGUGGCUGAACUUGGCGGAAAACCACCUGGUUUGGUUCGACUUUGCAUUCAUCCCGAGCAAUCUCAAGUGGUUAGACAUCCACGGCAAUUACAUCGAGUCGCUGGGCAACUACUACAAGCUCCAGGAGGAAAUCAAAGUGAAAACACUGGACGCAAGCCACAACCGACUGACCGAUAUUGGCCCGAUGAACGUUCCGAACAGCGUGGAGCUGCUAUUUGUCAACGAUAACCACAUUAGCACCAUCCAUGCGAACACCUUCAUCGAUAAAAUUAAUUUGGCACGCGUUGAUCUGUACGCUAAUUCGCUGAAAAAGCUGCAGCUGCACCAGCUGCGAGUGGCCCCGCAGCCCAUCGAUAAACCGCUGCCGGAGUUCUAUCUCGGAGGGAACCCGUUUGAGUGUGAUUGCUCGAUGGAGUGGAUGCAGCGGGUAAACAAUUUGACAGCUCGCCAGCACCCGAAAAUCAUGGACCUGCCGAAUGUGGAAUGCAUCAUGCCGCACGCCCGAGGCUCCCCUAUUAGGCCAAUCGUUUCCCUCAAGCCGAAAGACUUCCUGUGUAAAUACGAAACCCACUGUUUCGCCCUGUGCCAUUGCUGUGAUUUCGACGCGUGUGACUGCGAGAUGACCUGUCCGACCAAUUGUACGUGCUAUCAUGAUCAGACUUGGGGAACGAACGUGGUCGAUUGUGGCAACCAGCGAGCUACGCUUUCCAAACCGGUUCCAAUGGACGCUACCGAAGUGUAUAUGGACGGUAAUGACUAUCCGGAGCUGCAAAACCAUGCCUUUAUCGGUCGCAAAAAUCUGAAAGUCCUCUUUGCCAAUGCAAGCAAAAUUAUCACUAUUCAAAAUCGUACAUUCGCCGGACUGACUGCGCUGCAGGUGCUCCACCUGGAAGAUAACGCUAUCCAAAAGAUUCACGGUUAUGAGUUUGAAAAUCUCGGUCUGCUGAAGGAGCUCUAUCUGCAAAAUAACAUGAUUUCUGUGAUCGCCAACAACUCAUUCGCACCGCUGUACUCGCUGCAGGUGCUGCGUAUUGAUGGCAACCGGUUAACAACGAUUCCGAUGGCCCAGCUCCAGGCAUCGCAGCUGCAAAGCUUGCAGGCUCUUUCACUGGGGCGUAAUUACUGGAGCUGCCGUUGUCGGUUCAUGCAAGAACUCACCUCGUUUGUGGCCGACAAUGCCGUCAUUAUCCAAGACAUGCAAGACAUCUAUUGCGUGGACGAUGGAAUGCACCGUGAUCUGGACUUCAACGUGACGGCUAGUUGCAGUGAUUACUAUGCAGGGAGCUCGGUACUGCCGGAUCGAUUAUCGGAGACCUACAUAUUCCUGCUGGCUGCGGCACUAAUUAUCGCUUGCUUGUUGGUGUUUGUGUUGAUUAUGUUUAUUUUUCGCGAGCCGUUGAGGUUCUGGCUGUUCUCGCGGUACGGCGUGCGAGUGUUCGGGCCAAGGUGUGAAGACUCCGAAAAGCUAUACGAUGCCAUAUUUAUCUAUUCGGCAAAGGAUGCUGAUUAUGUUGCGAGGAAUUUUGCGGUCGAACUGGAAAAUGGACGUCCCCCUCUGAGGUUAUGCUUGCAGCAUAGGGAUUUAUCGGAGGAAGCGACACAUUUGCAACUCUUGGAAGCAUCACGUGCGUCACGCCGAAUAGUAAUGCUACUGUCACGAAAUUUCCUGCAAACCGAGUGGAGUCGUUGUGAGCUGCGGAGGGCAGUCCAUGACGCGCUGAGAGGAAGACCCCACAAGCUGGUGGUUCUCGAAGAAGUUGGCGUGAUUCUGGAAGCGGAAAACGACGUCGAACUAGUUCCUUAUCUUAAAACCACCACUGUAAAUAGAAUAAAAAGAAACGAUCGGCACUUUUGGGAGAAGCUGCGGUAUGCUCUGCCGGUGGAUGAGCCUUAUCGGGGCAACAACUACACCAUCGAUCAUCACGAGCGGGUAAAGCAGACUGCCAGCGCCGGUGUUAUGUUCCGGCAAGCACCACCGGCCUACUGUCCGGAAAUCGACGAAGCGAACUACUCGUCGGCGACAACGGCCACUCCUAGUCCAAGGCCGUCUCGCCGGGGAAUGGUGGAGCUUCCCCAGCGGCCACCAAGCGAACAUAUCUACUCCAGCAUCGAUUCCGACUACAGCACGCUGGAGUGCGAGAACAUGGUUCCUGGAGUGCACCGGCCAUCAACGUGGCGGCCCGGAGGUCCCGGCGCGAACGGCAUGGGCAUGCUAUCCGGCCAAAACACCGUCCCCCAUGGCCAUCAUGUGCAGGCCUAUCUCGUCUAGGGGCGGCUCAAAUCGUCUCACACGAUGACGACGAGGGCUCGAAAAAGAAAUAGUCAAGUGAUUAAGUAGUGUGUGAAUGUAAAUAUACGUAGUUGUACCAUACUAGCGCUAUCAAGAAAAAGAAUUUAAAUGCUGCAGCUGUCAGUAAGGAAAUUACUAAGUGCUAAAUUAUGUAAAAAGAAGAAACUCGGAGUAUUAAAAUUGUGCGUUGUUAGGCGAAAUGUGAGGAGCAACAAGACAAGUGAAGACGAGAAGAAAAAUAUUUGUGAUAUCGUAUUUUAUAAGUUUUAAAAAUAAUGAUGCAGAAAAAUGACAACAGAAUACAUAAAGCUGGAGAGAUAUGCCGAAUACUAUGUACCGAAAAAUGCUACAAAAUACUAUUACCAUUACUCACUACGCAGCAACAAAUUCACAAACACUCAUUCAUACAAACGCAGCAAACAACAAAAAAGUAAUAACUAGCCAUAAAAUGUUCCACAACGGAGGAAAAGGUAACGAACCGAAAAUUAUAAUUAUUUAAAGUUAGAAAGGCCGGCCAAUGUUCCGAUGGGAAAUGUUUUCAAAAAACGCCACACAAUCGAAAUCAAAACUAAAAUAUUAUCACACCUUUCUGAUUUGCCCCAUUAAGUUUGUGUUUUUGUUCUGACCGCAACGAACUGCGGUUUAUUCGCGUCCGUGUAGUUUGCGAUCCAUAUUUCAAACGGUUAUUUAAAUUAUUUAUUGCUAUUUAAUUGACGGAUACUCAUUUUUCGUUUAGCGAACAAAAAAUGCAGUGUAAGGCAAGCAUAGAAUGUUGGUUCUAGCGAUUAGGGCUUUUGCUGAAGAUAGUUAGAGCGUGGCAGCAAACUGAGCAAGGAAAGUGACUGACAUGAGCGAAUAUUAGUGCUAAUAUUGAAUGAGCAAACAAAGGCGCCGUUGUAGAAUAGUGAAAAGGAAAGAAUUUAUUUUUUUCUCUGUGUAAAUAUUGAAGCCUGCCAGUCCGGGUGAUGGCAAACACACAACUAUGUAAAAAGUAUUAUCGUUAAGGCAAAGUUGGGCGGGAAGAAGUUGGAAAAGCUAAACCUAUCAUAAAGAAAUACAACUGAAGCAGAUUAUUAGUAGGAAAGUCAUAAAACAGAGCAUAUUGUGUGACCAGACUGAAUAAUUAAAAUGUUACACUUUACCUGUGUAUAGGAAGAUCAGAUUAUAAAAUGACAAAACAAAACCACAACACAUGAAAUUAAAAAAGCUUCUUUUCUGUGAGUCAAAAGCAAGAGCUAUACAAAAAACCAAUAUAGAAAAUCGAGAAAAAAAUGAAUAAAACGAAAAAAUUAAUUAAUCAAUAUAAAA
Armigeres subalbatus is the source of this 5944-nucleotide messenger RNA. RefSeq names its product toll-like receptor 7 (gene Toll-7). Gene Ontology annotation, biological process: signal transduction. The record is from RefSeq and is a predicted model, not a curated record. Lineage: Eukaryota; Metazoa; Arthropoda; Insecta; Diptera; Culicidae. Gene Ontology annotation, molecular function: protein binding. Gene Ontology annotation, cellular component: extracellular matrix. The coding region runs from base 764 to 4615 and encodes 1283 amino acids. The transcript has a single exon.